Acytostelium subglobosum LB1 is the source of this 1542-nucleotide messenger RNA. RefSeq lists its product as hypothetical. The record is from RefSeq and is a predicted model, not a curated record. The coding region runs from base 1 to 1542 and encodes 513 amino acids. NCBI's taxonomy places the organism in Eukaryota, Evosea, Eumycetozoa, Acytosteliales, Acytosteliaceae. The transcript is spliced from 4 exons.
AUGACCGUGCACACUGGAUGGGUGGCCAGGUCACCAAUGCAAGUGCGUGGCUAUGCAUUCUUUGAUGACAACAAUGAUGGAACCAAUCAGAACACACCAGCAGAGUACAGAAUCAAGGACAUUGAUGUUGAACUCACCAAUGUUGAUAACAAUGCCGUGGUAGCCACCGGCAAGACUGAUACUAGCAAGCUCAAUGAUGCAUUCAAAUUCACAGAUCUCCCAACGGGCCAGUACUGCAUCAAGAUGACUGAUCCCACUGGAAGAUACAAGCCUGCUCCAAUUGGCACCUCGACCACCAGUCCCAACAACCAACUUGAUGCCGAUGGAAAGUACUGCUUCACAUUGGACUCCACCACUGCAACUGAGUUUGCCAACACCUUGAUGACCAUUCAUUCCGGAUUCGUCCCUGCCCAACUACUAGCCAUUCGCGGUUAUCCAUUCUUUGAUGUCAACAAGAAUGGAAACAAUGAGAAUACAGCAGAGCAGUACAGGAUCAAUGGAAUCAACGUUGAUCUUUUGAAGGAUGGAGAGAUCAUUCGCAGUGGAACAACGGACACUGCCAAGGUCAACGAUGCAUUCCGCUUUGAUAACCUUGCUGGAGGUGACUACUGCAUCAAGAUGAGCGAUCCAUCAGGUGUUUACAUUCCAGGUCCCAAGGGUUCGUCCAACAGCCAGGAUGCCGAUGGACAGUACUGCUUCACUCUAGAUAGUUCUACCGCCACUGAGGCUGGCAACACCUUGAUGACCAUCCACAGUGGAUGGGUUGCCAAGACACCUUUGACUUUGCGUGGCUAUGCAUUCUAUGAUGCCAACAAUAAUGGCACCAAUGAGAACACACCAGAUGAGUUCAGAAUCAAGGACAUUGAUGUCCAGCUAACUUCUGAGGAUAAUGGUGGUGUUGUGAUUCGAUCUGGCAAGACCGUGAUCACCCAGUCCAAUGAUGCAUUCAUAUACCGAAAUCUCCCAUCUGGAAAGUACUGCAUCAAGAUGACCGAUCCCUCCGGUACCUACAAGCCCACCAUCAUUGGCACAUCAACGACCAAUCCGAACAACCCUCUUGAUGCCGAUGGAAUGUACUGCUUCACAUUAGACUCCACCACAGCAACUGAGUUUGCCAACACCUUGAUGAUCAUCCACAGUGGAUGGGUUGCCCUGAAACCAAUUGAUCUUCGUGGCUAUGCAUUCUUUGAUGCCAACAAUGAUGGCUCCAAUCAGAACGAUGCAGCAGAGUUCAGAAUCAAUGGCAUUGAUGUUUCGGUCAUCAAUUCGGACGCUGGUGAUGUCGUGAUUAGAACUGCCAAGACAGAUACCGCAUUGGUCAAUGAUGCAUUCAAAUUCACCAAUCUAGCAGGAAAUGUCAAGUACUGCGUCCAGAUGAAUGAUCCCUCCGGCGUAUAUAAGCCCACCAUCAUUGGUACCUCAGCAACUCUUGCCAACAACCCCCUGGAUGCCACUGGAAAGUACUGCUUCACAUUGGACUCCACAACUGCAACCGAAUCAGGCACCUUGAUGACCAUUCACACUGGAUGGGUCAGGAAAUAA